AUGCUGACAGGAAAUUCAGGACGGAUAAAUCGGCAUCAGACCAGGCGAUGUAAAAAGGACAACGAUUGGAAACUCGGUACUUGGAACGUUCGAACUCUCCAAGAUCCUGCACGUGCUGGCCUUCUUGCCCGGGAGCUGCACAAGCUGAACGUGCAUGUGGCCGCCUUCCAGGAAGUUCGAUGGCCCGGUCAUGGAGAGCGAGAAUUCACGGCGGUGGACCCCAUCGCCAACACCUCUUUCAAGUACCACAUCUACUACAGUGGCGGCGAAAAGGCGAUGCACGGAGUCGGGUUCGUAGUGAUUGGGGAUCAGAAGAACCGAGUCAUCAAGUGGAAGGUGGUGAAUGACCGGAUCUGCGUGUUGAGAAUAAAGGGCAAAUUCUUCAACUACAGCCUGAUCAACAUCUACGCGCCGACGAACGACAAGCCCGAUGAUGAUAAAGACGCUUUCUACGAGCGUCUCGACAAGACCUAUGGAGAGUGCCCAAGACACGACGUGAAGAUAGUCAUCGGAGACGCAAACGCGCAGGUCGGAAGGGAAGCCUUCUUCCAUCCUGUCAUCGGCAAGGAGAGCCUUCAUCCUCGCACGAAUGACAACGGCCUCCGUUUGGUCAAUUUCGCCGCAGCCAGAGGAAUGGCUAUCUGUAGCACCUUCUUUGCGCGCAUGAACAUUCGGAAGCACACGUGGCGCCACCCGAAUGGCGAAUCGUGCACACAAAUCGAUCACGUUUUGGUGGAUGGUCGACACUUCUCGGACGUGAUGGACGUCCAAUCGUACAGAGGACCGAACAUCGACUCUGAUCACUUCCUGGUAGCGUGCAAGAUCCGAGCUAGGCUGUCGAACGUGUUGACCCCGCGGACUGCGAGGAUAGCGCGGUUGAACUUCCAGCGCCUCGCGAGCAGCGACGUUGCUGCAGAGUAG
Culex quinquefasciatus (southern house mosquito) is the source of this 921-nucleotide messenger RNA. RefSeq names its product craniofacial development protein 2-like. Gene Ontology annotation, biological process: chromatin remodeling. NCBI's taxonomy places the organism in Eukaryota, Metazoa, Arthropoda, Insecta, Diptera, Culicidae. Gene Ontology annotation, molecular function: catalytic activity. The record is from RefSeq and is a predicted model, not a curated record. The transcript has 2 exons. Bases 1 to 921 code for a protein of 306 amino acids. Gene Ontology annotation, cellular component: nucleus.